Hydra vulgaris (swiftwater hydra) is the source of this 620-nucleotide messenger RNA. The record is from RefSeq and is a predicted model, not a curated record. Lineage: Eukaryota; Metazoa; Cnidaria; Hydrozoa; Anthoathecata; Hydridae.
AUAAAAGCAGUCAGCAGUUCAGGCCCGUCAAGUUCGGAUUUAUUUAAAAACAAUCCGAAAUCGAGACAAUUCGAUUAUUUGAAAGACGGAUAAAUUAAUUAGUUUUACAACCUCCAUUUAAUUCAGGAACAAAUCUUAAAACAUUGAUUCUAAGUUUAAAGAUGACAAGCACAGAUUAUGUUCAAGGCAUUAAUAAAAUGAAAAAACCAACUACAAAAGUGAUGGCUCCACCUGGUGGGAAAACUAAUAUCAACAUAUUUGGUGGUGAGGAACCUCAAGAAGAACAUGUUGUGAAUAAGGGACAAGCGCUCAGAAAUCAUUCAAGUGUAUUUGCAAGUGCAGAAGAGCCUGCAGUAAGUGUCCCUGAAAAAUCCAAAGUAUUGGAGACCUCUCAACCUCAAAGUACACGCAAAGAAGUUCCUUCUUUAAAUGCUCACACUGAGGAAAACCCAGGGAAAGAAAGACCGAGCACUAAGGUUAUGGCACCACCUGGAGGAAAAACAUCAAUUAACCUGUUUGGCUAAAUAAACAAUAAAAUAAUGGAUAGUCAUAUUGAUAUUGCUUUAACAAUUUUUUUUAAAUUUGUAUUUAUUAUCAUGAGAUAAAUAAUUUCAGGUGGG